Molecule: messenger RNA, 624 nt
Organism: Rosa chinensis
Lineage: Eukaryota; Viridiplantae; Streptophyta; Magnoliopsida; Rosales; Rosaceae
Exons: 2
Coding region: 1-624 (207 amino acids)
Molecular function (GO): nucleic acid binding; RNA-DNA hybrid ribonuclease activity
Source: RefSeq, a predicted model, not a curated record
AUGGGUUGCUCUAGUGGUGGCAUCGGGUGGGGAAAGUGGAGGUCGAAUGAUUGGCCAAUAAGCCAAAGUCUUGGGGUAACUCCCCCCCCUGCUAAUGCAGUCCACUCGACAAUCAAAUGGCAACCGCCUCCUUCUGGCUUCUACAAGCUCAACUUUGACGGGUCGGUUAUUGGAAACAAGAGUGCUGCCUCGGGUUUUGUCCUUCGUGAUGAGCAUGGCACUCAUAUUGUUGCUGGUUCCAGGAACAUUGGCAUUUCCUAUGUUCCUGUCGCUGAGGGAAAUGCUCUUAGAGAUGGUCUUUAUCAUGCUCUGAUCAAUAAUUGCAAGAAAGUUUUGGUGGAAGGGGACUCCAAACUAGUCAUUGACGUCAUCAAUAAAAAGUGCUCCAUCCCUUGGAGGCUCCGAACCCUUGCUAGAGACAUAGUUUGCUUGGCUAGUAGCUUUGACCACAUUGUCUUCUGCUAUGUCCCCCGUGAAGCCAAUUUUGUGGCGGAUGCGAUCACGCAUCAUGGUCAUACUCUGAAGAACCCUUCCACGUGGAAAGGGAAGCUCCCUCUCUCCGAGCUUACAGCUUCUAAUUUUGAUAACUUUAAUUAUGAUUGUCUUAGGAAUUUCUUGUUGUAA